Molecule: messenger RNA, 1587 nt
Organism: Vitis vinifera (wine grape)
Lineage: Eukaryota; Viridiplantae; Streptophyta; Magnoliopsida; Vitales; Vitaceae
Product: ACT domain-containing protein ACR6
Exons: 7
Coding region: 81-1403 (440 amino acids)
Source: RefSeq, a predicted model, not a curated record
GAGAAGAAUCUUAUGUGAGAGCUUGUGGGUUCUUUUUGUCUCUGAGUUCUGGUUGUUUGGAAUCCGAGAAUCUGCGAGAAAUGGACGAUGAGUACGCAAAGCUUAUCAGGAGAAUGAACCCACCAAGAGUGGUCAUUGACAAUGAUUCUUGUGGGCAUGCCACAGUUAUAGAGGUUGAUAGUGCCAAUAGGCAUGGAAUUCUCCUUCAAGUUGUUCAAGUUCUUACAGACCUCAACCUCAUAAUAACGAAAGCUUACAUCUCUUCUGAUGGAGGAUGGUUCAUGGAUGUGUUCAAUGUGACUGACCAUGAUGGAAACAAACUCAGAGAUGAAGAGAUCCUCAAUUACUUACAAAAAACUCUUGAAACUGAAGCCGGUUUCUUGAAUUCAUUGAGAGGCUCAGUUGGGGUAAUGCCUUCUAAGGAGGAUACCUCCAUUGAACUAACUGGCAGCGACAGACCCGGGUUGCUGUCGGAGGUGUCUGCAGUGCUGACAGACCUGAGAUGCAACGUGGUAAACGCUGAGAUCUGGACACACAACGCUAGAGCAGCAGCUGUUAUUCAUGUUACAGACCAGGCAACUGGGUGUGCGAUAGAAGACCCAAAACGUCUCUCAAUGAUUAAGAAACGGCUCGGCAAUGUCUUCAAAGGCAACAGCAGUUUCAGGACACCCAAAAUGACCAUAUCUUCACCUGGGCCUGUGGCAAUGAACAGAGAUAGAAGACUGCAUCAGAUGAUGUUUGCUGCUAGGGAUUUCGAAAGGCUGGAAUAUGUCCAGGACAAAAACUCAAGGCCCCAUGUCACUGUCUUGGAUUGCAGUGAUAGAGAUUACACCGUUGUUACCAUUAGGUCCAGAGACAGGCCAAAGCUAUUAUUUGAUACUGUGUGUGCUCUAACAGAUAUGCAGUAUGUUGUGUUCCAUGGAACUGUCAUCACAGGAAGAAUGGAAGCUUAUCAGGAACACUACAUCAGACAUGUGGAUGGGCUCCCUUUACGUUCAGAAGCCGAGCGGCAACGUGUCACAGAGUGUCUUGAAGCCGCGAUUGAAAGGCGAGCCUGGGAGGGACUGGUGCUGGAACUCAGCACAGAAGACCGGUUCGGCCUGCUCUCAGACGUUACAAGGGUUUUCCGGGAGAAUGGUUUGUGCAUCAAGCGAGCAGUAAUCACAACAAAGUGUGGGAAAGCAAAGGAUACUUUCUUUGUGACAGAUGUGUCUGGCAACACUGUGGAUUCCAAGACAGUUGAGAUGAUUAGGCAACAGAUAGGACAAACCAUAUUGAGGGUGAAAGGGAACUUGAACUUCAGUCCGAAGCUUCCCCAGGAGGGAACAAGAAGUUUCCCCUUUGGGAACUUAUUCAAAGGACGAAGCUUCCAAACUUUCAAACUCAUCAAGUCCUACUCAUAGCUCAGCCAUUGUCAUUUAGUACAAGGGACUGAUAGAGAUAUGAUGCUGCCUAGGAACUUACACUUACCUUGGCACCAUAUGAAACUUGUGUAUAAUGUGGAAGUACAUGGUUUGUACGUAUGGGAUUACAUAUUAAGAUUGUACAGUCUUCUGAGGGAAGAAAUGAAUGAAUCAAGUUUGUGAA